CUUGACAUAUAUAAUGUUUUGAAAUGAGAAGGUUUAUGUAACAAUCUUUGCCACAUUCCUGGUUUUGCUGGUGAAGUGAGGGUGUGAGACUGUGCUGGAGAAAGAGUGAGGAUGUAGUGUUAAAUAUAAACUAUACAGUUAACAGUGUUGUGCAAGUUCACACCUCUCAUGAACUAGUUCAAAGUUCAGUUCACACAAGUAAAUAUGAAUAGUUCACGUUCAUAGUUCACCAUUUAAAUUCUGAACUAGUUCAUAGUUCAGUUCAUUUCAUAGUUUAAGGUGGAAAGUGAGCCAUUUUUUGUAAGAGACCAGAGCUGUUGUGUUGCAGGUAUGGCCUGCCCCUUUAAGGAAAGUUUGUAGUGUGUGACGUAGUGCACCUGGGUAUUGUGGGAAGACACCCUAAAACUGUGUUUAGAACGAGAAGUGACGGAGCACCUAGAGGUGAUGCGAGUGUUGCUCCUGCUGUAUAUCCGAGAAAUAAAGUGGCCGCAUUCCAAGUAAAGAAACAUCUCCUCCUCCUUCUUCACGGAGUGGUCCGGACAGCGAGCCAAGAUAACCCGUGAGCCGAGCUCCAGACUACGGCUCGGAGCCGAGACACUGGCCAAAGAAGAAAACACUUGGAAUACGUUGCUUGUUUGGUGUGCAUGUGUGUGUGCGAUGAAUCAUGGGUAACGUAGUGCGAAGUCGAGUUACUUGGUUCAGGUUAGGCUACAUCACGGACAUUUCACGGGCACUGAGCAACGACAUGGUGCAAGCAUUCGAUUUAGACAGCGUCUCUCCACAGGAGAAGGAAGACAUUCCGUAACGUUUUAGCUAGAACUCAGAUAAUAUUGUAACGGACUGGUAGUUAGGUUCAUGUUCUGUUUGACUGCUAUGUGUUUGUUAUGACUUAUGUUCAGCGAACUACACCAUGUCAAUAAGUAUUGGGAUUUCCAGAGGUUCAGUGAACCAGUCGGGGUGAGGCAAGUGACAGUUCUAGACCAAUGGCUGGAGAGUUAUCUGGCAUGACAGGCUCUCAUUGGCUGAUGAGUUGGUAUGUCAAGGGUGAACGAGGAAGGGGAGUGAAGAACACAGUAGUGGGUGACAGGAGUGUCGGAGUUACAACAAGAAGUGUGUCGUGUUCGCUGGACUUUAAUAAAGUUACACAUAAAGAGAGAAGUUUCCUGUCGUCUAUAAGCGAGGACGCUGAAAUAUGAACGUGUUCACCGUUCAAAUUCAUUAUUUGUCAUUGAGUUGCGUUCAGUUCACCGUUUUCACAAAAGUGAACGUGUUCAAUGAACGCGUUCUUUUGCGUUCGUUCAUGCACAACACUGACAGUUAAUGGUUCACAGUUGGACAGGGGUCGUGAAACAUGGAAAUGUUGAAACAUUUACAAAUAUAAAUCGAUUCAGAGCUGCUGCUUGUUCUUGUAAAAGAGCGACUCAAGGAAAAUCCGAACAGGCAGCAUCCUUUAUCAAGACGAUGAUUUCGAUGGUAGACUGUCCUCUGGUUCCGUUACUGUAUUUUCUGUGUCAGGUUCGUUGGAGGAAGAAGAAGAAGAGACGAACUUUCAUCAUAUCAGGAUGUUUGUUUUCAUCUGGGCGACUCUGCUUUUCUCUCUGAGAGUCAGUGAUGCUGAGACAGGUUCUUCAGUGUGGGGGAAACAAAGUUGUCCGUUGACAGAUUACUGUAUCACUCUAGUUGAAGGAGAAAUAACAGCGGAGGCCGGACUCUGUGUCGUGAUACCAUGCUCCUUCACUGUUCCUGAGGAUAUCAAAGUCUUACAUAUAGUUUGGUUUAAAUGUGAAUCGACUGAAGGGAACUGUGGUGAUGGAGACAUGAUUUUCAACAGUAACACCUUCAGCGAUCAGGUUCGGUCGGAGUUUAAAGGACGAGUGUCACUGCUGGAGUCUGAUGUGAGCAAGAAAAACUGCAGCAUCAUCAUCAAUGACCUGAAGGAGUCGGACUCUGGAGAAUAUAAACACAGAGUUGAAGCUUUACCGGUGGCAGGUUCAGGAACAUUCUCCCAAACAGCAAAUGUCUCUGUUCAAGGUCUGAGUCAGAGGCCCACAGUGAUGAUUCCACCUCUGACAGAAGGACAGCUGACCACACUGACCUGCACUGCUCCUGGUCUCUGCUCUGGAUCUGAACCUGCAUUCAACUGGAGGUGGCGAGGAAGAGGAGAGAGCGACGCUGACCUCACAGGAAACAUCACGGCCAUCGAAACUGAGAACGUGACUGAGUUCGCUAAGAGACGCAGCUCGACUCUGUUCUUCUCCCCUUCAGCUGAACAUCAUGGCACCAACAUCACCUGCACGGUCCUCUUCCAAGGACACGUGAGCACAGAGGAGACGGCGACUCUGAGUGUGAGCUACCCGCCCACUGAACCUAUAUUGUCUAUGAGGUCUGAGGUCACAGAAGGUCAGACCAUCACCGUCAGCUGCACUGUUGAAAGUUUCCCACAGUCAACUCUCACCUUGAUGAGGAUCGACAGAAAUAAUCAGCCUUUAAAAAUCACCGGAAAUAAUCUUUAUUCACGACCCAUCAACUCUCUCUCCCACAAGUUUACUGUGACUUCAGUCGACGCUGGCUGGUACUUCUGCCGUGCCCAGAACACUGAGGGCUCAAAGGACAGCGAGCAGCAGGAGUUGUUGGUGAAAUGGACUUUCUGCAGAAAGGAUCAACACAGGGUCACAAGGAUCUCAGAGUGAAGAUGGAGAAAAGUCAAAUGCAAGGAUCUUAUAUAGGAGAACAAGGAUGUUUGCCUGAGCCAGUUCAGACUGGUUCUGUAGGCAUAGUUUAAGACAGGUACUAAAGCACAGGAAUAAAUGAUUUGAAUACAUUUCCAUUGGGUUCUUUGGACAGUCAAUAAGUAAUGGAAAGGACAAACUGGUUUCAGGUCAUAAACAUUUCAGGUCUUAAACAGGUAGUCAAGAAGUUACUCUUCAACUAUUAAAUAGGUUUCAACCACACUAACUCAUUUUCCAAUACACAUGCAAUGUAUUGUUUUCAAAGGUUUGCAUGUUAUUGUUCUCCAUUGUGUAAAUUAGUCCACUACCUACAAAUCUAAGAUGACAUCAACCACUGAUGAAAUAAAAAAAACAAUAUUAAGCAUGGACAUUGUAUAUUAUAAAGACCAUUAUAUUGGACAGUGGUUAAAUCUGACAGUUCUCUGUUUUCUAUAUCUUUGGUUACUGCAGACAGUCCCAAACAUGUGACAGUUCAAGCCAAUCCUGGUCUUGAUGUGAAUGAAAAUGUGUCGUUGACACUGAGCUGUUCUGCUGAGUCCAACCCACCAGUGAGCUCUGUCACCUGGAGGAAGACGACUGAUGGGAGAGAGGAAAUCAUCCAACAGACUCAGACUCAGACCUUCAGGGUGAAUUCAGCCAGUCCCUCUGACAGUGGACUGUACAGCUGUGAAGCCACCAAUGACAUUGGAAGUGGAAAGUCACAGCCAGCUGAGGUUAAAGUCAGAUGUGAGUAGAAUGAUGCACUUGUGAUGGUGAAUGGAUAAACAAGGAGGAUAUAUUCUACAUUACUGAGUAUAAAGUAAAUACUGAUCAGACGUGCUUGUUCUAAAAACAAGAAAACAUUACUCCACAAAGUCAAAAACAUGACAGGGUGCUUUUAACUAUGGUGUUAAUUAAUUAAGUCAUUAAAC
This is a messenger RNA of Pleuronectes platessa (European plaice), 3640 nucleotides long. Its product is annotated as sialic acid-binding Ig-like lectin 14. Lineage: Eukaryota; Metazoa; Chordata; Actinopteri; Pleuronectiformes; Pleuronectidae. The transcript has 5 exons. The record is from RefSeq and is a predicted model, not a curated record. The coding region runs from base 1563 to 2690 and encodes 375 amino acids.